Molecule: messenger RNA, 2292 nt
Organism: Drosophila navojoa
Lineage: Eukaryota; Metazoa; Arthropoda; Insecta; Diptera; Drosophilidae
Gene: asun
Product: integrator complex subunit 13 asun
Biological process (GO): centrosome localization; regulation of mitotic cell cycle
Cellular component (GO): integrator complex
Source: RefSeq, a predicted model, not a curated record
UUUAACUUAAGUUAGCAAAAGUCACAGUUUUUUAAUUAAGCUUACAAUCAUGUUCGAACGUAACCAGAAAACCAUAUUUGUAUUGGACCACACUCGCUAUUUCAGCAUUUCUAGUGAGCAAUAUAUAUCAAUGGACUAUCUAAAAGGCAAGCCGGUCGCCGAGUCACCAGGCAGUGGUAGCUCGAUAGUUGGGACUCAGUUAAGUAAAAGCUUAUGGACGUGUGCUGUCGAGUCAUCCAUAGAGUAUUGUCGCAUAGUUUGGGAUCUGUUUCCUGGGAAAAAGCAUGUGCGCUUUAUUGUCUCUGAUACGGCGGCGCAUAUAGUAAACACCUGGAGUCCGAGCACUCAAAAUAUGUCGCAUGUAUCUAACGCCAUGAUGAUGGUAAGCGUACCAUCACGCAGCAUUCCGCAAUCUUCAGACUAUUCAGUCAUACAUGGAUUGCGAGCUGCCAUCGAGGCAUUGGCCGAGCCGACAGAUGAGCAACUGCAAGCAGCUCAUGCCGGCUGCAAACGAAUUGGUAAUAAGGGCCGUGUCAUUUGCAUCACAUCAGCGCGGGAUAAUACUAGCAUGAAAAGCUUAGAGGACAUAUUUAAUACGGUACUAAUACAACAGAAUGCGUUGGUUGCACCACCUUCCAAAAAAGGCUUGCAGAUCGAUCAUUGCCAUCUAGUAAUAUUGAACAUCGUGCCAUUGGGAGUGGAAUCCUUGGUGACAAAUCGAAGUUUGCUUGAAAUAUCUCCGUUUCUUAAUGCUGAAAUACACACAGUCAAUGCACCGGAAAUUUCGGAUAAGCUACUGCAUCUUAUAAUGGGUCAUUACGAUCUGGCCAGCACUACCGUCACCAACAUACCCAUGAAAGAGGAACAAAAUGCCAAUUCCAGCGCUAAUUAUGACGUCGAAAUAUUGCACGAACGUGCCGCCCAUACCAAAGUGUGUGGGCCAGAUUUUACUUUCACUACCAGUAUCAAGCCGGGAACUGCCUACGAAACAGUUACCCUCAAAUGGUGCACGCCGCGUGGCUGUGGCUCUGCGGAUCUACAACCAUGUGUGGGUCAGUAUAAUGUUACGCCCGUCGAUGUCACUUCGCGGCCCAGCUCUUGUUUGAUCAACUUUCUGUUAAACGGCCGCUCUGUACUCCUGGAGGUGCCUAGGAAAUCAGGCACGAAGACAACCAGUCACAUGCUGUCCGCUCGUGGCGGUGAAAUCUUUGUGCACUCCCUUUCGAUUGCACGCUCGGCUAUGGAUGAGGCGCCAUCAAUAACCGACGGACCCGGCGGACGUGUCACCGACUACCGCAUACCAGAAAUGGGCCAACUACUUAAGAUGUCGCGCUUGGUGCCCCUAAAGACUAGGCCCAAGGGCAAAUGCUCCCAAGGAGAACAUCUAUGGAGGCGAAUGCCGCGAUACUUUCCCAGAACAGCCAAUGUGACGAUUCUGUUCAAUUUGCAGCGACAGCUGAGCUGGCUGCCACACUUUCUGCAUUUGCUAGUUAAGGAGGAUAUGGACAAGCAGGAUGAGGUGCGCUGCCAGCAACAGAUCCACGAGCUAUACAAAAGCGCAUCGCGUGGCGACCUGCUGCCUUUUAGCAAUUCAAAUAACGCACGCCUAAAGGUAAACAAAACCAAGGACCAGUACCGACUAUUCUAUAGAGAGUUGGAACAACUCAUUCAGCUUAAUGCACAUACGCCUCAUCACAAGAAUCUGCUGGAAAGUCUGCAAAGUCUGCGCGCGGCCUAUGGAGAUGCCUCCAACAAGUCGGAGCCAGGUGCAGCUCACUUGCGCUCCUAUACUGAAUCGCCCCUCUCACCUGAACGCCUUGAGCCGACCAAUAGUGUCAGCAGUUCGUCCGGCAACAUAUUAAAAGCCAGCAAGCGGCGCAUGUCUAGCUGUGGACAACGGUCGUUGCUUGAUAUAAUCAGCUCAGCCGAACGGAGUCAAUCGAGCAAACGCUUGGAUUUUUCUGGACGGCUUUGUACGCCGGCGGGCCAAACGGCCAAAUUGUAUCCUGAAUUUGGAAAUAAGGAUAAAGACAUCCUAACCCCUGGCGUUAUUCCAUCAAGUUUAAAAGACGAAUCAAUUCGAAGUUGAGUGGGCAACGAUAGAUUGGACUAGGCAACCAAAUGCUAGCAGAUUCAAUGUCUAACCUUAUCUCAACCGAGUUUUUUCAUAAUUAUCUUUCUGUGUGUUUUCCAUAAGGAAUGCUUUUUCUCUAAGCACUCUGUUAGGUUUGUGUAAUCAUUUGUAGGUAGAUUAAGUAAGAAUAUUUAUAUAAACAGAAGAUUUUAAAUUUA